Messenger RNA from Symbiodinium natans, 1215 nucleotides. Lineage: Eukaryota; Dinophyceae; Suessiales; Symbiodiniaceae. The record is from the annotation of a GenBank genome assembly.
AUGGCAGCCCAGGAUGCAGAGCGAAAAGGCUGUUGUUGCUGUUGUGGGCUGCGUGGCUCCCAAAGGAGAAAUCGAUGGAUUCAGAGAAGGCUACGGUCUUAUCAGCCGGUGCCCAGCCCAGGUGUGGUCCUCACAAUCUACAUCGUAGCUGGCUGCUGCUUCCUAGUGCUAGGAGUCGUGUUGCAUUUCACUAACCAGGGUGUCGUUGAGUUAUUUCACGACUACACGGACGACCCGGUCGACCCCUCAAACGGCGUAGUUUCGUUUGAAAUCGAAGUGGACAGCGACAUGAGUGCACCCAUAUGGGUCUAUUAUCAGCUGUCUGGCUUUCACCAGAAUCACCGGAUGUACGUCGAAAAUCGGGACGACACUCAGCUGAUGGAUCCUGAGCUUGCCAGUAGCAAGGUGGCUCCUCAGGUGUGCGUUCCCCGCGCAGAGACGGAUGGCCGCACGAACUACCCGUGCGGAUUGGUUGCAUGGACAGUCUUCAAUGACAGCUUUGUGAUUGCAGAGAAAACUGCAACUUCUGAGUCACGGUUAGAGGUUGACAGCUCUGCAAAAUCCAUUGCUUGGGCUGGCGAUAUAGCGCGCUUCAGCAACCUGGAUCCUGAGGCCGAGAAUCCACGCAGGCCGGGCUUGCAAAACCAGCAUGCCCUCAACAUGUGGAUGUUGAGCUACUUCCCACCUGUGGAGUGUUACCAGGUUCACUUGGGGCCAGACAAGCCGUUUGCCCCCAUAGAGGUAGCAACCAGGAUCGAUGAUGCAGACGGGUCCCCAAGGGAAGUUCCCGACUGCCAGGGCUACGUGACAGGUGCUGCUUCCUGCAACUUCAUCAGAGAGAAUUCGCCCUUCUCCUGUACCGGGGAUGACUACGUCAUGCGCCAGGUGAAGGAUUGGGGGAUUGCCAGCGGCCACUUCUUAGUGUGGAUGAGGACAUCCGCCCUGCCAACCUUUAGAAAGGUUUGGGGGAGAGUGGACCGAGACAUCAAGGCUGGCACCAGGCUGAAAGUCUACGUGGUGCACAGAUUCCCUGUCAAGGAGUACUACGGACGAAAGGCUUUCAUCAUGACCACCAGUUCGAUGGUCGGAGGAAGGAACCCAUUCCUUGGCAUCGCUUUUCUCGUGGUGGGCGUUGCGUGCUUUCUCUUUGCUCCGUUUUACUUCAUCAACAGCGUGCGCAAGGGGCGGUCGACAUGGGAGGUGCGACCAGCGUGA